CCACAACAACCACAGAGGCGGCCACAACAACCACAGAGGCGGCCACAACAACCACAGAGGCGGCCACAACAAAGGCGGCCACAACAACCACAGAGGCGGCCACAACAACCACAGAGGCGGCCACAACAACCACAGAGGCGGCCACAACAACCACAG
Molecule: messenger RNA, 156 nt
Organism: Esox lucius (northern pike)
Lineage: Eukaryota; Metazoa; Chordata; Actinopteri; Esociformes; Esocidae
Product: C-hordein-like
Exons: 2
Source: RefSeq, a predicted model, not a curated record